Molecule: messenger RNA, 3852 nt
Organism: Lasiodiplodia theobromae
Lineage: Eukaryota; Fungi; Ascomycota; Dothideomycetes; Botryosphaeriales; Botryosphaeriaceae
Product: Patched sphingolipid transporter
Exons: 3
Coding region: 1-3852 (1283 amino acids)
Cellular component (GO): membrane
Molecular function (GO): lipid carrier activity
Source: RefSeq, a predicted model, not a curated record
AUGGGGGGAAGCUGGGGAGGCACGCGGCUGGUUACCGCGCUGCUGUUGGCCCUGCUCAUCGCAACAGGCCUUGCUGCAGAUGACGGGUUGACGCAGAAGCACGAGAAGGGCCGAUGUGCCAUCCGCGGGCACUGCGGCAGCGAGGGUUUCUUUGGUCCGCAGCUGCCUUGUCCCGACAACGGACUGGCGAAGACUCCGGAAGCGGAUGUUCGCGAGAAGCUUGUGAACAUCUGUGGUGACAAAUGGACCGACACUGAUGUCUGCUGUGAAGAGGAACAGAUCGAUGCUCUGCAGUCCAACUUGAAGCGUGCCGAGUCACUCAUCGCAUCCUGCCCGGCUUGCAAGGAGAACUUCUUCAACCUGUUCUGCACCUUUACCUGCUCGCCCGACCAGUCCCUUUUCGUCAAUGUGACGGAUACAAAGCCGAAGAGUGGCAAGCUCGUCGUCACGGAGCUGACGCAUCUGGUCUCAAACGACUACGGCUCAAUUUUCUAUGACAGCUGCAAGGAUGUCAAGGUCGGCGCUACCAACGGCAAUGCCAUGGAUCUCAUCGGAGGUGGUGCGAAGAACUACACCCAGUUCCUCAAGUUCCUCGGCGACAAGAAGUUCCUUGGCAGCCCGUUCCAGAUGAACUUCCCCGAUCCCAGUUUGUACCCCGGUCUGAAGCCUCAGACCAAGGGCGCCAGGGCUUGCAAUGAUCCGGAUGAGCGGUACCGGUGUGCUUGUGUUGACUGUCCGUCGGUCUGCCCGGAGCUUCCCGAGGUUGAGGAGAACAAACAGUGCCACGUCGGUGUACUGCCAUGCCUGUCCUUCGCGGUCAUCAUCAUCUACUCUGUGUUCAUCCUGUUACUCACCGUCGCCAUCUCUGGCCAUGUUGCGUACCAAAAGCAUUACCAACACAAACAGGAGCGUCUGCGCCUUCUUCAGGACCUGGAGCCAAGUGACGAUGAAGAUGAGGGUGAUAUCGUGGCCGCCGCUGGUAUCCUUGAAACUCCCACGAGGAAGUAUAAGCUGAACGACUGGUGUGAUAAGGUUUUCAGUCGCCUGGGAUACACAUGUGCCGAAUUCCCUGCCAUUACCAUAUUCUCAAGUGUGGUCGUUGUCGUCCUGCUGAGUUUGGGUUGGCUUAGGUUCACCGUGGAGACAGACCCGGUCCGACUCUGGGUGGCGCCUGACUCUGCUGCUGCUGAAGAGAAGAAUUUCUUCGACAAGAACUUCGGUCCCUUUUACCGUGCCGAACAGGCCUUCUUGGUCAAUGAUGUCGACUCCUCCGGGCCAGGUCCUGUUUUGAGUUAUGAGACUUUGCGUUGGUGGUUUGAUGUCGAACACCGGGUGAAUAGGCUGAUGGUUGACGGAAUCACCUUCGACGACGUUUGCUUCAAGCCUACCGGUGAUGCCUGCGUGGUCCAGUCCGUCACCGGCUACUUUGGCGGGGAUUUCUCCAACAUCAACCCCAAGACCUGGGAGAAGGAUCUUCGGGCCUGUGCGGAUUCUCCAGUGGAUUGCCUACCGGACUUCCAACAGCCUCUAAACCCCUCGAUGCUUUUGGGUGGAUGGGAAGACAACGUCAUUGAUGCCAGGGCUCUAAUUGUCACGUGGGUCGUCAACAAUCACCAAGACGGUACUGAAGAGCUCGAGACAGCCAUGAAGUGGGAGAACGGUCUCAAGAGCCUCUUGCGUGCUGUACAGGAUGAAGCUGCCGAACGUGGCCUUCGCCUUUCAUUCAACACGGAGAUCAGCUUGGAACAAGAGUUGAACAAGUCCACCAACACCGACGCCAAGAUCGUUGUCAUCAGCUACAUCAUCAUGUUCAUCUACGCUUCGCUAGCCUUGGGAUCUACGACGCUAUCUGUGAGAGCCAUCUUGCAGAAUCCGGCCAACGCCCUUGUUCAAUCCAAGUUCAUGUUGGGUGUGGUUGGUAUCGUCAUCGUCCUGAUGUCCGUCUCGGCAUCUGUCGGCCUGUUCUCUGCGGUUGGCAUUAAGGUCACCCUCAUCAUUGCUGAGGUCAUUCCCUUCCUUGUUCUCGCUGUCGGCGUCGACAACAUUUUCCUGAUUGUCCAUGAAUUCGAGCGUGUCAACAUCAGUCACGCCGAAGGAACCGUAUCGGAACGAGUUGCAAAGGCUCUUGGCAGGAUGGGCCCCAGUAUCCUGCUCUCUGCCACAACUGAGACGGCGGCUUUCGCUCUAGGUGCGGCUGUUGGCAUGCCUGCCGUACGGAACUUUGCAGCUUAUGCCGCGGGCGCUGUCUUCAUCAAUGCCCUUCUGCAGGUAACCAUGUUUAUCUCUGUACUCGCCCUUAACCAGCGUAGGGUCGAAGCCAGCCGCGCCGAUUGCUUCCCGUGCCUUCGCGUCACACGUGCUGAUCCAGGCGGUAUCAGCACCGGUGUCGUUUUCGGUGGCGACGAGGAAGGCGCUUUGCAGCGCUUCAUUCGCAAGACUUACGCUCCGACGCUGUUGGGCAAGAAGACGAAGACGUUGAUCAUCACUAUCUUCCUGGGGCUUUUCACAGCAGGUCUGGCACUGCUGCCUAAGAUUGAGCUUGGCCUCGACCAGCGGAUUGCCAUUCCUAGUGACUCGUACCUCAUCGACUACUUCAACGACCUCUACGAUUAUUUUGGCGCUGGCCCUCCGGUCUACUUCGUUACGCGCGACUUGAAUGCCACUCAACGUGGGCAUCAGCAAGAGCUAUGCGGACGCUUCUCUACUUGUGGCGAGCUCUCGCUAGCGAAUACGCUUGAGCAAGAGAGGAAGAGGCCCGAUACGUCUUACAUCGCGGAUGCCGCAGCCAGCUGGAUCGAUGACUACUUCCUUUGGCUUAACCCGUCUCUCGAUAGCUGCUGCUACGAUGAGGGCAACGACCCGUGGGGUGAUGACAAGAAGGCUUGCUUUGCUGACCGCAGCCCUCCGUGGAACCCUACUUUGAAGGGCAUGCCUGAAGGCGAGGAGUUCAUCGAGUACCUCAAGCGCUGGAUCGAAUCUCCAACUACUGCCGAAUGCCCGCUCGCUGGCAAGGCUGCCUACGGAAAUGCCUUGGUUAUCGAUUCGAAGCGCCUAACAAUUCCGGCUUCUCACUUCAGAACCUCGCACACACCGCUGCGCAGCCAGAAGGACUUCAUCGCAGCCUACGCAUCGGCCAGGCGGAUUGCCUCUGAGAUCAGCGACCGCACCGGUAUCUCGGUCUUCCCAUACUCCAAGUUCUACAUCUUCUUCGACCAAUACGCCUCCAUCGUCCGGCUCACCUGCGCCCUCGUCGGCUCAGCGCUGGCUUUGAUCUUGGUCGUCACCUCGACGCUCCUGGGCAGCCUGCGCACUGGUCUCGUGGUCACGGUGACGGUCGUCAUGACGGUCGUCGACAUCGCGGGCACCAUGGCGCUGGCCGGCGUCUCUCUCAACGCCGUGUCGCUCGUCAACCUGAUCAUCUGCGUGGGCAUCGCGGUCGAGUUCUGCGCGCACAUCGCACGCGCCUUCACGUACCCGUCGCAGUCGCUACUCGAGCGCGCGGCGCCGAAGGCGCGCUUCAGGGGCAAGGACGCCCGCGCCUGGGUCGCGCUGACCAACGUCGGUGGCAGCGUCUUCAGCGGCAUCACGGUGACCAAGUUCUUGGGCGUCGCCGUCCUGGCGUUCACCCGUAGCAAGAUCUUCGAGAUCUACUACUUCCGCGUCUGGCUCGCGCUCGUCAUCUGGGCCGCGCUGCAUGCGUUGGUGUUUUUGCCGGCGGCGCUCAGCUUGUUUGGUGGGAGAGGCUACAUGGAUUCGGAGUCCGACGGUGGGCUCGAGCAGGACCUUCGUGGCAGACGCGGAUACCAUCCUGCGCUUUACGCAGACGAGGAUUAUGAUUCGGAAGAUAUGUAA